GUAGUUCUUGGAGCCGGAAGUGGGGGUGGCAGGGGCAGAAACCACAGCUGAGACAGCAGCCAUUGGCGCGGACGCCGCCCGGGUGCAGCGUGUUAUUCCGAGCCCACCUGCCCUGGGUGCCUCCUCUGCCCCGAGGGUGCCUCGGGCAUCCUGGCGGCCGAAGCGGCCCGGAGCCUCUCCAGCAAGGGGGAGGCCUUGUCCCGGAUGCGGCCCGUGGGUGCGGGAAUGGAUCUUGGAGGCGGCGGGGAGCGCCUGCAGGAGGACAGCAGGAGGGAGCAUUGGCAGUUGCUGGGUAAUUUGAAGACUACUGUGGAGGGUUUGGUGUCAGCCAACUGCCCCAAUGUCUGGUCCAAGUAUGGUGGCCUGGAGCGGCUUUGCAGGGACAUGCAGAGCAUUCUAUAUCAUGGGCUCAUCCAUGACCAGGUGUGUUGCCGCCAGGCUGAUUACUGGAAGUUUGUGAAAGACAUCCGGUGGCUCAGUCCCCACUCAGCCCUUCAUGUUGAGAAGUUCAUCAGCUUGCAUGAGAAUGGCCAGAGCAAUGCCGAUGGUGUGAGUGAGCAUGCUGUUGCAGAGCGCUGGCUGCAGCACAGCCUGCAGUGCCACUGUCUUUCAGCCCAGCUCCGACCUCUGCUCAGGGACAGACAGUAUAUCCGAAAAUUCUACUCGGAAACUGCAUUUCUGCUAAGUGAUGCCCAUGUCACAGCCAUGCUCCAGUGCCUGGAAGCAGUGGAACAGAACAAUCCCCGCCUCCUGGCUCAGAUUGAUGCAUCUAUGUUUGCCAGAAAGCACGAGAGCCCACUGCUGGUUACAAAGAGCCAGAGCCUGACAGCUCUGCCUGGUUCCACAUAUGCCCCUCCAACUAGCUAUGCUCAGCAUUCCUACUUUGGGUCCUCCUCCAGUCUCCACCAAGCUGUGCCUAUCCACAUCUCAGAGAGAAGAUCUACUUCCUUUUCACUCUCUGGCCCUCCCUGGAAACCUCAACAAGAUGGACAAUUCUCACCAGCAGAGGAUCAAACCAUCCAAAUGCCACAGCUUUCAGACUCUGUACUAGCCCAGGAUUUCCCAUUGACCCCAAAUGAGAUGAGUUCCGGCACUCUGACUAGCCCCAUGGAGGCAUCUUGGAUCAGCAGCCAAAAUGACUCCCCAAGUGAUGCCACCGAGGGGCCUGAGUACUUGGCCAUUGGCAACCCAGACCCCCAUAGCCGGACUACCAGCUGUCAGAGCCAUAGUAGCAAUGCUGAGAGCAGCAGCUCCAAUUUGUUCUCCUCCAGCAGCUCUCAAAAGCCAGAUUCUGCUGCUUCUUCUCUAGGGGACCAAGAGGCAGGUAGGCAGAGUCAGCCAGCCAGUGUCCUUCGCAGGUCCAGCUUCUCAGAAGGACAGACUGUCACUGUCACCAGUGGGGCAAAGAAGAGCCAUAUUCGCUCCCAUUCAGAUACCAACGUUGCAUCCAGAGGAGCUGCAGGAGGCCCCAGGAAUAUCACGAUUAUAGUUGAAGAGCCCAUUGCAGAGGGUGGUCAGUACCUGUGCUCAGGAGAAGGCAUGUUUCGAAGACCAUCGGAAGGACAGUCCCUCAUCAGUUACCUCUCUGAGCAGGACUUCGGCAGCUGUGCGGACCUGGAGAAGGAGAAUGCCCACUUCAGCAUCUCAGAGUCCUUGAUUGCUGCCAUCGAGCUAAUGAAAUGCAACAUGAUGAGCCAGUGCCUAGAAGAGGAGGACAUAGAGGAGGAAGACAGUGAUAGAGAGAUCCAGGAACUGAAGCAGAAGAUCCGCCUUCGGCGCCAGCAGAUCCGCAGCAAGAACCUGCUCCCUGUGUACCAGGAGACAGAGUAUGGAAGCUUUCGGGUUACCUCCAGCAGCUCCCAGUUCAGUUCCCAUGAUUCCACACAGUUCUCUGACUCUGGCUCUGCUGAUGAGGUUGAUGAAUAUGAAAUCCAAGAUGCCGACAUCAGGAGGAGUGCAACGUCAAAUGGCAAAUCGUCCAUCUCGCAAAACUUCUCCCAUUGCUUCCUGCACUCCACAUCUGCUGAGGCAGUGGCUAUGGGGCUCCUGAAGCAGUUCGAGGGGAUGCAGCUUCCUGCUGCCUCGGAGCUAGAAUGGCUAGUCGCAGAGCAUGAUGCCCCGCAGAAGCUCCUGCCUAUCCCCGACUCACUGCCCAUCUCACCAGAUGACGGGCAGCACGCAGACAUCUACAAGCUGCGUAUUCGUGUUCGCGGCAACCUGGAGUGGGCCCCACCCCGGCCUCAGAUAAUCUUUAAUGUCCAUCCAGCCCCAACGAGGAAGAUCGCUGUGGCCAAGCAGAAUUACCGCUGUGCAGGAUGUGGUAUCCGGACUGAGCCCGAUUAUAUCAAGCGACUGAGGUACUGUGAGUACUUGGGCAAAUACUUCUGUCAGUGCUGCCACGAGAAUGCCCAGAUGGUCAUUCCCAGCCGGAUUCUGCGCAAGUGGGACUUCAGCAAGUACUACAUCAGCAAUUUUUCCAAAGACCUGCUCAUUAAAAUCUGGAAUGAUCCUCUCUUUAAUGUGCAGGACAUCAAUAGCGCCCUCUAUAGGAAAGUCAAGCUGCUCAAUCAAGUCCGGCUGCUGCGGGUUCAGCUGUAUCACAUGAAGAACAUGUUCAAGACAUGCCGACUGGCUAAAGAGCUUUUAGAUUCCUUUGACACAGUUCCAGGCCAUCUGACAGAGGAUCUCCACCUGUACUCACUGAACGACCUGACUGCAACCAAGAAGGGGGAGCUGGGACCCCGGCUGGUGGAGCUUACCAGAGCAGGAGCUGCCCAUGUAGAGCGAUGUGUGCUGUGUCAGGCCAAAGGCUUCAUCUGUGAGUUCUGCCAGAAUGAGGAUGACAUCAUCUUUCCCUUUGAGCUACAUAAGUGCCGAACCUGUGAAGAGUGUAAAGCGUGUUACCACAAAGCUUGCUUCAAGUCUGGAAGCUGCCCCCGCUGUGAGCGGCUACAGGCCAGGCGGGAGUUGCUGGCUAAGCAGAGCCUGGAGUCGUACAUGUCAGACUAUGAGGAGGAACCCACUCAAGCCCUGGUUCUGGAAGCUGCCGUCCUGGAGGCCACCUGAACAAUGCACAUUAAGCCCUUUGUCUGAGGGGCAAGGGUCACACAAGUUGCAGAGCUGAGCCACCCUUUCAAGGACUUUCCCUACCUGGGGCCUUUUAAAAAAAUUAUCGUCAUUUUGUUAUGACUUGUCUGCUGUCCAGGUAUAGUCAGCCUUAAUUGGUUGAUGGGUCCAGUCUGUUGUGACAGGUGUAGGCACCAGGUAGUUCCAUCAGAGCUGACACAUGGGUCCUUAAAGAAAGCUUCUUGUGCCUCUUGUCAGGGGAAUGCAUAACGAGACCCAAUUCUCCUGACAUCAUGGCCUGUUCCACUAGGACCAGAUCUGGUUGUAGCUACAGCUCAAGUGUCAUUUCCACUUUUUUUUUUAGUUCCAGAGCUUCUGAGCCAGGCCUCUCAGUCCAUGCUCUUCUUUGCUGCUGAAAUGGGAAUGGAGUUUCUCUGCCUCCAUCCUGAAAGAGAGUCAUACUGUAACCCGAAGAAAGGAGAGAAUGGGCCACAUCAUGGGCAGUCAGUCAACUUUGGUAUUUGGGGAGCUGUAAGAACAGAAUCAUUAUUGUCCUAGAAUCCUCAGAGACCUCAAGGAGGCAGCCAUGGCUUCCCUGUUUCGAGUAUUCUCAGCAUAGAUGAUGUCAUAAACUGGCUUACAUACCGUUGUGGACUUGGGGCAAAGAACUGGGCUUACUUAGGCCAGGCCCAUUUGUAGCCUGUACCACAAGCUAAGUGAGGCUUCAGCUGUUGCUUGAGGAGCAUUUAUUCAGAUAGAGGAGCUGAUGGUCUCCCCUUGGUGUUCCAUCUCUUAGUUAACCUGGCUGCUUGAGUGCAGGUAUGCUCCUUCAGGCUCACACAAGUCCCUGGUGCCAGCCUAAGGUGAGGGUAAAAACCCCACACACUAUCUUAGUGGGUCCUUUACUGCCUUUUAAGAUGGCCAUUGUGGCUCUGAGUAGAGCUAUGAUCCAACUCCAUUCUCUGUCCCCUUCCUCCAGCAGAGCUGGGAUCUUUCCUAUUGGCUGAUCUCUUGCCUUAGUUUCUUUUCUCAGAGUGAGGGAGAAGCCUUCCCGCUAUUAAGUAGCACUAGAGAACUUGUUGAUUUGUGAAUGUGAAUGUGAAUGUUCCUGUUUUCUUGGGUAACAAGAGCCUUUCUGCCAUUUAUGCACUUAACUCUUUAUCUAGCCUAGGUAAUAAAUGUUGAAUCACCAUUUCA
Nannospalax galili (Upper Galilee mountains blind mole rat) is the source of this 4263-nucleotide messenger RNA. RefSeq names its product rubicon autophagy regulator (gene Rubcn). NCBI's taxonomy places the organism in Eukaryota, Metazoa, Chordata, Mammalia, Rodentia, Spalacidae. The coding region runs from base 205 to 3066 and encodes 953 amino acids. The record is from RefSeq and is a predicted model, not a curated record. The transcript is spliced from 20 exons. Gene Ontology annotation, molecular function: phosphatidylinositol phosphate binding. Gene Ontology annotation, cellular component: late endosome; early endosome. Gene Ontology annotation, biological process: negative regulation of endocytosis; negative regulation of autophagosome maturation.